CGCUUCACAGUCUUGAACCAGACCGAUUACCCCUCUCAAUCCUCAAUACGCCUCCGUCGAUUGUCUAAGAAGAUGUGAUGUUAUCUGCCUCAACAAUUAACUUCCACUCCACAAGAUGAACGGCACACCCAGCACAUCUGCUCCGAAGCACUUCCGCAAAGGCACCAAAAGCUGUAUAGAGUGUCGGCAGCGGAAGCUGCGCUGCAUCCCAUCGAGCGCUGAGGGUCAGCCAUGCCGGAAUUGCGCAGACAAGGGCCGCCACUGCGUUCUCCAAGUCCAUGCCGGGCGCGGGGCGGAGGUCGGCUCCUCUCGCGACCGCAUUCGGCGCCUGGAGGACAGUGUGGGAAAGCUGUCGCGGACGGUCAAAAGCCUUCAGGCUCGACUGGGCGGGCACGAUGCUGCCGAUGCUGCGCAGCAGGAGGACUCCGACGUGAAACUCGACGACGAGGAUGACGAUGCGCAGCGCAGCGACUCGAGUCUCUCCGAUGCCCUCACCCUUCCAUGGCCCGCGCCGCUCCAGCAGCUCUUCCACAGCGAAGCGGGGGACUUCGCGAGCAGUCACUCCCACUCUCCUUCGCACGCUGGUGACAAGGCCUUGGCCGGCGCCAUGCUGCGCGCCAGCACGAGAUUGCGCCCCCUCAUCCCACCCAAGCACGACUUCCUCCCGCUCGUGCCCGCCAUUGCCUUCUGGCUAGACGCUUACCGCCAGGCCUUUGGGCCGCUCGGGCUUUUCCGAACGGCGGCGGAGCUGGAGCACAUCUACGACGUGGCUAUCCAGCCGGACGCCGACGCAUUGUCCAUCGCCGGUCUGCUGCUGUCGAUUGUCAUCGGCCUGCAAAACGGGCCUCUGAUCGGCCUGCCUCGCGAUUCUGCGCUCGUGAAAGACCCCACAACGUUCACGACACAGGUUUGCGAUACGGUGGAGGAAGUAAUUAUCGACAACGAUCUGAUCGCCGGCACAUUUCUGGGGAUCGAGAUGUCGCUCUUCUGGAUUCGACCGCAGCUGCCGCGAGCGAAUAGCAAGAAGCUAUGGCUCGUUCUGCGUCGAUGCAUCGCCCUGGCCGAGCUUGCAGGCCUACCACACGCCCAAGACGGCGCCGAAGCGGCUUUGUGGGAUACUGUGUGUUCUAUGGAUCGUUUCGUGGGCACCGUUUUCAACCUCCCGCUGGGCACUGCGGGAUAUGGUGUACCACCGCCGCAGAACGUAAUGUCAUCCGACGGACGAGUCGUGAUGAGGGCAUACAUGAUCAACCUAACGCGGGUUGCAUCGGCGAUCCGGGACAUUGACGACGCGUACAUGAUUCGCAAGUCGGAGCAGGAGCUGCGGGAGAAGGUGGAGCGGACCGACGCCGACCUCCAAGCGCUUCGAGCCAUGAUUCCCGAGAGCAUGUGGACGGCUAGGGAGGUGCCCGACAUGCCGGACGCGAUGUUGCAGAUCUUCCACAACUACCUGCGCAUUCGCACGCAUCUACAGCUGGCGUUGCGCAACAGCACCGACGCGGAGUGCAGGCGGAGCUUUACGAUCUGCAUCCACGCCGGCAUGGAACUGGCGGAUCGCUAUGAAAUGCUGCGCUCCAACCGGCCCCCGGCGUUCUUCAUAGCCCGCAUCGUCGACCUGGAGGCAAUGACUGCCGCGUUUGUGUUGAUCUACAGCGCCUACAGAUCCAGCAAGGGCCUCCGAGAGAGCGGUGAGCAAGAAGACGUCGGAGGCGAAGCGGCACGACAGGCGGCAUACAAGAUUGUGCGCAUGAUGGAAAGCGUGUCGCGCCGAGCGGCGGAGCAGCAUCAGCUCGGCACCGACGUGGCACGCAAAGCGGCCAAAGCCAUCCGCUCGCUGGACACGUUGCUGAACCAGCCCGAGAGCGUGGAGUCGCAUACGCUGUCGCUGUGGAUUCCCACGCUGGGCCGGUUGAAUGUCAGCCGACAAGCAGAGCCCUUACAAUCUCACCCUGAGCAGCUGCCGUUGAACGAAGGAAGUGGAAGCGCACAAGCCGAUGUUCCGCCACUGAACGAGCAGGCGUUGGGAGUGAUGGAUGAUAUGACCUGGGAUCUGCUGCUGGGCGACUUUGGAGCCGCGGGUGACUUUUCGGGCCAAGAGCAGUGGUUUACCUUUUCCAACGACUGACAGUUGCGUCCAUGCCCUCCAAGCGAGCAUCUCAGAAGCAGGGGCAUGCACGCUGUAGCUAGGAUGCAAGUAUGAUACGGCAUGCGUGUCGGUAGCGACUGCUCCGCGGCAUUUGGUCACGACUUCUGGCCGGAAAUUGAUGAAAGUAUCUUCGUACCUCAACCGCCAAC
Neohortaea acidophila is the source of this 2295-nucleotide messenger RNA. RefSeq lists its product as uncharacterized. Gene Ontology annotation, biological process: regulation of DNA-templated transcription. The record is from RefSeq and is a predicted model, not a curated record. Lineage: Eukaryota; Fungi; Ascomycota; Dothideomycetes; Mycosphaerellales; Teratosphaeriaceae. The transcript is spliced from 4 exons. Gene Ontology annotation, molecular function: DNA-binding transcription factor activity, RNA polymerase II-specific; zinc ion binding. The coding region runs from base 116 to 2125 and encodes 669 amino acids.